Molecule: messenger RNA, 2176 nt
Organism: Acomys russatus (golden spiny mouse)
Lineage: Eukaryota; Metazoa; Chordata; Mammalia; Rodentia; Muridae
Gene: Aloxe3
Product: arachidonate lipoxygenase 3
Exons: 15
Coding region: 22-2157 (711 amino acids)
Biological process (GO): linoleic acid metabolic process; lipid oxidation
Molecular function (GO): oxidoreductase activity, acting on single donors with incorporation of molecular oxygen, incorporation of two atoms of oxygen; protein binding; iron ion binding
Source: RefSeq, a predicted model, not a curated record
CUUGGGCUCUUUGGUCCCGUCAUGGCAGUAUACCGACUGUGUGUGACUACGGGUUCCUACCUGAAGGCUGGCACGCUGGAUAACAUCUACGCUACACUGGUGGGCACCUGUGGCGAGAGCCCUAAGCAGAAGCUGGAUCGUGUGGGCAGGGACUUCGCCGCUGGAUCGGUUCAGAGGUACAAGGUGCGCUGUGCGUCAGAGCUGGGUGAGCUCCUCCUCCUGCGCCUACACAAGGAGCGCUUCGCCUUCCUCUGCAAGGACCCCUGGUACUGCAGCCACAUCAGCGUCACCACCCCGGACGGCGCCGUUGUUCCCUUUCCCUGCUACCAGUGGAUUGAGGGCUACUGCAUCGUGGAGCUGCGGCCAGGAACAGCAAGGACCAUCUGUCAGGACUCCCUGCCCCUCCUUCUGGACCACAGGAAGCGGGAACUCCAGGCCCGCCAAGAAUGCUACCGCUGGAAGAUCUUCGCCCCUGGUUUUCCUCGCAUGGUGGAUGUCAGCACCUUUGAAGAGAUGGAGUCAGAUAAGAAAUUUGCCUUGACCAAGACAGUACCUUGUGCAGACCAGGAUGACAACUCUGGGAACCGGUACCUGCCUGGCUUUCCCAUGAAAAUUGACAUCCCGUCUCUGCUGCACAUGGAACCCAACAUCCGAUACUCAGCCACCAAGAUGACCUCGCUGAUCCUCAAUGCCAUCCCUGUGUCCUUGGGCAUGAAGCUUCGAGGCCUGCUAGACCGCACGGGCUCCUGGAAGAAGCUGGCUGACAUCCGGAAAAUCUUCUGGUGCCACAAGACCUUCACUUCAGAGUACGUCACCGAGCACUGGUGUGAAGACAGCUUCUUUGGGUACCAGUACCUGAACGGUGUCAAUCCUGUCAUGCUCCACUGUCUCUCCAGUUUACCCAGCAAGCUGCCUGUCACCAAUGACAUGGUGGCACCUUCGCUGGGACCAGGCACCUGCCUACAAACAGAGUUAGAGAGGGGGCACAUCUUCCUAGCGGACUACUGGAUCCUGGCGGAGGCCCCUGUCCACUGCCUAAACGGUCGCCCACAGUACGUAGCAGCUCCGCUCUGCCUGUUGUGGCUCAACCCACAGGGGGUGCUGCUGCCUUUGGCCAUCCAGCUGAGCCAGACACCAGGGCCAGAGAGCCCCAUCUUUCUGCCCACUGACUGCGAGAUGGACUGGCUGCUGGCCAAGACGUGGGUGCGCAACUCUGAGUUCUUGGUGCAUGAGAACAACACGCAUUUUCUGUGCACGCAUCUGCUAUGCGAGGCCUUCUCCAUGGCCACACUGCGUCAACUGCCGCUUUGUCAUCCAGUCUUCAAGCUCCUGCUUCCCCACACUCGCUACACGCUGCAGGUGAACACCAUCGCCAGGGCCACGCUGCUCAACCCAGAAGGCCUCGUGGACAAGGUCAGCUCCAUCGGUAGGCGCGGCCUCCUCUACCUCAUGAGCACAGGGCUGGCCCACUUCACCUACACGGAUUUCUGCCUUCCGGAUAGCCUACGGGCUCGCGGCGUCAUGACCAUCCCCAACUACCACUACCGAGACGAUGGUCUGAAGAUCUGGGCGGCUAUUGAGAGGUUUGUCUCAGAGAUCGUGAGUUACUAUUACCCCAGUGAUAUUUCGGUGCAGCAGGACUCUGAGCUGCAGGCCUGGGUGGGUGAGAUUUUUGCUCAGGCGUUCCUCGGCCGGGAGAGUUCAGGCUUCCCAAGCCGGCUGUGCACCCCGGGAGAGCUUGUGAAGUAUCUCACUGCAAUCAUCUUUAACUGCUCCGCCCAGCAUGCUGCAGUCAAUAGUGGGCAGCAUGACUUUGGAGCCUGGAUGCCCAAUGCCCCGUCAUCCAUGAGGCAGCCUCCGCCUCAGACCAAGGGGGACACAACGAUGAAGAGCUACCUUGACACCCUCCCAGAAGUGAACAUUGCCUGUAACAACCUUCUCCUCUUCUGGCUGGUCAGCCAAGAGCCCAAGGACCAGAGGCCUCUGGGCACCUACCCAGACGAACACUUCACAGAGGAGGCCCCACGGCAAAGCAUCGCAGCCUUCCAGAACUGCCUGGCGCAGAUCUCGAGGGACAUCAGGGAACGCAACGAGAGCCUGGCACUACCCUAUCCCUACUUGGACCCUCCCCUCAUCGAGAACAGCGUCUCCAUCUAAGCCUCACUUCCAACCAUCC